AUGCUGGCAACUGUAAGACCGCAAGACGUUGCCGGGACGCAAUGCCCACGAGAUGCGGUAUGUCUGGGCAACUGACCCGUCGCUGCGUGGUUCAUGCCGGCGGAUCUUCGGGAUCAACAUUGACUGACACGGGCCUCGCAGUCCGACUUCACCUCCUCCGCUUUACCACCACGACGCAUACCAAAACUCGCCGUGCGGAAUCGAACACCUGAAACUACCCUCCAGUCCGACACUGCGGCCUCCGCCUCCGGCAAGGAAACUCGCAAUGAGAUCCGCAUCGCAUCCCACCGAUCGCAACAGACGUCGUCUGCGGGCAUUGAACCAACAUCGAGCGUCUUUGCAUGGAAGACAACACAGAGUCAUCAGCGCCAUGGCAAGGCUCAAGAACAGCUCUCUGGCCACCGCCAUCAGUCCAAGAGGAAAAGCGCCGGCGUGCUUGGCUUCUUCACCCUGAAAGAGCCCUCUACCUCAGCCUUAGAAGCGUACGCAGAGCAUGAGAAGAGGAAGGCUGCUCAGAAGGGCAGCAACCCCGUCGCAAUAGUCAUGCCUGGUGUCUCAUCCCAAAAACUGCCGGAACAUGUACCCAAAGUCAACAGCAAGUGGGAUGGACUCCCGGAGGCUGCUCACCGAAAGAGCGCCGAUCGCAAAGAGAGAGACGAUAGGUAUGUACACCUCCACCGACGUCAACAUUACUGCGAUUGUAGCAGUCCUGACUCUCUUCCGCAGGAGCAAGAGGUCCUCCUUGAUUUCAUUAAGCACUACCAGCUCCGAUUCCACAAGGCGGCCGUAUGAAUCCCUCUCCAGCAAGCCAUCUGUCCGUCAGUCGCAGUACAAGAAGCGGUCAGUCUUCCAGGUGGCUGACUCUACGGAAGCCGAACGGCCGCAUAGCCAACAAUCAAGAAAUAGUCGCCCAGCAACCGAGUCGCCGCUAUUCCCCUCUACAGGACAUGCAGCCUUCCGAGCACGGCAACGGACCUAUUCCAACGAAGAUUCAACGCCGCCACUCUUAUCGCUAGAAAGCGACUUGUCUGAAGCUCCAGCGCUUCAGGCGCGCGGCUAUUCCAGUGCGACAAGUACAUCUUCCGAUGCAUCGCCUCGAACCCCAGCGGCAGACAUGGGCUCUUGUCCUGUCAGUGACUCAGAAGGGGGCUUUUUCAGGUCUGCUAGUGUCGCCAUGUCGGCAUCUCCCCCGGCAACGACACGAGGACAGGACAAAUCUGUCGGUCGUGUGGCGCCAGCAAUUUCCCCAGCUCCUUCGAAGCAGAAUGCAUCCAAAUCAAAAAACCAUAACGCUCUUCCCUGGGAUAUGUUCCAGCCACCCUCGGAGUCUGCUUCUCUGGCCUUGUCAUCGCCUCACGAGGCUACGAAGCGCAACAAGCGGUUCGGCUACAAGCUUGGAAGGAAGUAG
Molecule: messenger RNA, 1408 nt
Organism: Lecanosticta acicola
Lineage: Eukaryota; Fungi; Ascomycota; Dothideomycetes; Mycosphaerellales; Mycosphaerellaceae
Source: the annotation of a GenBank genome assembly